Molecule: messenger RNA, 1145 nt
Organism: Diabrotica virgifera virgifera (western corn rootworm)
Lineage: Eukaryota; Metazoa; Arthropoda; Insecta; Coleoptera; Chrysomelidae
Exons: 2
Coding region: 141-1046 (301 amino acids)
Molecular function (GO): RNA-DNA hybrid ribonuclease activity; nucleic acid binding
Source: RefSeq, a predicted model, not a curated record
UUACUGAUACAAACUUAUUUCAAAAUGAUAUUGUUAAACUUAAUAAAAUACCAUUGUAUGCACACAGUUUCGAUUCUAUAAUUGACAAACCUAUCACCAUAUUCCCUCGGUAUUCAGAUUGUAAUAUCUUAAACCAAGCCAUGAUAAAAUCCAUUGUGAAUGGUCUCGGGUCGAACUUAACUAAAAUAUAUACAGAUGGGUCAAAAACGGAGCUAAAUACAGGUUCGGCAUUUUUUGUUUCAAACAUAAAUCAUAUUGAAAAGUACAGAAUCUCAAAUUAUUGUUCUAUUUUUACCGCCGAGUCCUUUGCUAUUGAAAAGGCACUAAAAUGGUGUGCAACUCAAACAUGCACGAAUGUGGCAAUAAUUUCAGACUCAAAAUCAGCAUUACAAGCUAUUAGCGGUCACCCAAUAAACCAAUUCCGAAAUGCCUUAAUUUUGAACAUUAAAAAAUUAAUUAUGGAUCUUAAACAAAAUAAUGUAACUGUUUCGUUUAUUUGGACGAAAGGACAUUGCGGAGUCGAAGGUAAUGAAAUUGCGGAUAUAGCCGCAAAAAGUAGUCACAGUUGCCACCAUAUUGACAAAGUAUUUAAUUUAAAAGAUUUGAAUAAUGCUCUCAAACCUAAUAUCAGAAGGAAAUGGGAAACUGAUUACAAAAGAAUUGCAAGUAAAUCUACAAACCAUUAUUUCAGAAUUCACCCUACACUUCCAAAAAACCUUCCUCAUUUCACCUUUAAUUAUAAUAGAGCACACAUGUCAGUAUUGACUCGUUUAAAAUUGAACCAUGCUCGCUUUCCAUCUCACUUAUAUAAAAUUGGAAUACUUAACUCCCCUGUCUGUAGUUGUGACAAUAUAUCCAUUGGUGAUCUAAAUAAUAUAUUUCUAGAAUGUUCUCUGAACUCUCAAUCUUCUUCAAUUCUGUAUCAAGAACUAAUUCAUCACGAGUGUCCAUUGCCACUAAAUAUUACAGCUCUCCUUUCUUCCUCAGAUAAAGCGGUACUAGAUUCCAUCAUUAAUUUUAUCAGAAAUUCAAAAAUAGCGGUAUAGUUUAGAAAUAGACAAUAUGAAAUCAUUUAAUGUAAUUAAGAAUUUACAUGUUUUGUGGCAAAUAGAUUUUGUCUGAUGCCAGGAUCUCACACACACACA